Molecule: messenger RNA, 2329 nt
Organism: Penicillium brasilianum
Lineage: Eukaryota; Fungi; Ascomycota; Eurotiomycetes; Eurotiales; Aspergillaceae
Source: the annotation of a GenBank genome assembly
CCCCUCCAUCCCCAAUAUCUCGCUUUCUAAUCCUCGCUUGAUCUCAGCAAAAUUCCUCUAUCACUAUUUGUGCUGCUUAAUCCGAACAUAUAUUCCGCACUGUCCGAACCAAACUAUGGAUCAAGAGCUCUUCCACGAUGAAUCAUGGACGGAACCGUGGCGUUCUUCCGAGUUUCCAGCGGGAGAGACUGCACUAGAGAGACGCAGACGAUUUAGGAAAAAACCUGGAUGGUCAAGCGGUUGGAAUGACUGGGUUCCUCGUUUCUUUCAAAUACAGGCCACAAGGGCUGGAGGUUGGCCGUGGGGCUAUGUCAUCUAUCGCACGACCUUUACAGAGACAUCUGAUCAAGACUGGGCCGUCGCGCUCGAGAUACUUGAUCGAUAUUGCCAUGCCGCAAUCAAUAAAUCUAAACGCGUGCCUGAGUUCAGACUCCAGCCAAAUAUUGAUGGAAUUGUCGCUGAAGGUUACCGAAAUGUGAUCAUUCAAGACCCGAGCUUGGAAGGAGCUCCGACGGACAUUAUUCGAAAACGCCAUAUUCAAUGGGUUGAAGAGCGGGGAUUUGAACUUGGACUCGGUACUCCUCGGUUUGACUUUUGCAUUGCUCUGGAUGCCCGCUCCAUAAGGUCUAUUCUGGCAAGCACCGAGCCAGAACAACCUGGUAUGAUCGGCUAUGUUAAUGUUGUUGACUGUACCUUUGAGUAUCAUCCUGAAGACCCCGAUGAUGAAUGUGGAGAGUACUAUGAUGGAUUGGUUAGAGUUAGUUUAAACUCGAUCUUCCAAUUCGCUCUAUCUUCUGAUGACAUCACACCUCAAGAGUCGCCGUGGGGAGAUGGGGGAAUGGAUCGCCCCGGAUGGGUUAUCUAUACAGACGGACAUUGCUCAGCGAUUGAGAAACAGGAAGUCUUUCUUGUUCCCUCCGAUUAUAACCUCUAUCCUAUUUCAUAUAAUCGUGACUGGCCGAGGAAAAAAAACAUGACUGAGUCGCAGUACAAGGAGCGCCUGAAAUUAGCAAUCGCUGGCAGCGAACCCGAAUCUUUUACGCCAGCCAGCGGGGUGUAGCUAGAUUCGACAGGUUUUCACAGCCAGGAAGGCCUUUCAUCUGAAUGAAGCAAGUGGUCUUGAUACAGAGGACAUACGAAUAGGAAAAUGAAUAGGAUCUGGCGGGGACAGCUAUGAUUUAUUGGUAAUUACCAUAUUGUUUGGGGUUGAAUUUAUUUGUUGAAGCAAAAGCCGUUUCACUUUUUAUUCUUUACUCAAUAUACUUCGGCCAUAAAAGCCGAGCUACUGAUUAUUUUCCAGUGUAUAUUCCCAAUGUAUAAGGCCAAAAAGAUUGGCUUGGCCCUAAUAAACACCAUGUCCACCCAUGAUGUAUGUCAAUCCCAUUUCGUAGUCGGCUGUAAGAGCUCACAACACUAGUCAAGUUGCUCGAGAUGAAGGUCAUCCAGGAAUAUAUCACCGAAAUGACCUAGGAGUUCGUCCAGUCUGUCGCGAGUAUUUUGAGCCCGAGUGUUCCAGUCAAUACUCGCCUCUAGGUCAUUGGUCCACCGUGUGCUCAUAUCUCUUAUCACUCUAGUGACAAAUCUUUGGCCUGUCGCUGCCAUGCCGUCUUUUGUUUGCCUGAAAAACCGAUCCCAACGGUCGACCAGGUCGACAUCUUUGCCAUUUGAUGCUUUAUACGCUUUUACAGCGCGUUUCAGGUCUGCACGAAUCCCAUAAUUGACCAUUUUGAAUUUUUCAAGAACCUUGGACAAAUUCUGACAACUAUAGAUGGCGAUUUUCUGACAAACCCAAUGUUAGCUCACUAGCGCUCAAUGCUUCUUUGUUGUGCCACCUACGUUUCUGAUCAAGUCCAGCACCUGGCGAGGAUUAUCAUCCUGAACCAUGCCUUCCCAUUAGUUCUUCAUACCUGGGUUUUGUCCAAGUUCCAGAGAUAGUGUAUAGAAGACUAUUAGUGGUCAAUCAGGUCAAAUCUUCAGCAAGAAGCCAAGGAGCCUACAUCGCCCUUGACCAUAUUGAAGCUUUGCUGGAGCAACCGGAAAGCUUCCUUGUUGGAAUUGCUUCCCAAUUGUUCCAUAACGCAGUUUGUCGGACGCUUGAGGUUCUAAUUGCUUGCUGGAGUCUUAGGUGCAUUUUCAAUGACCUGCUGAGUGAACCAAUCGGCGAAGAAAUCGCAGUCCACGUGGCAGUCGCCAUCUUUAGCAGCCCAUUUCAUAGAAUUCCUAUUCAUUUAACCUCAAUAAUGUGCUCCACUAUUCUCGAAUUUAAAUAUAAAUUGUCUUUCACUGUGUUCUUAGAAAGAGGACUCCCUGUUGAUGUUUUGGGGGGGGG